Messenger RNA from Mucor velutinosus, 1650 nucleotides. RefSeq lists its product as uncharacterized. Gene Ontology annotation, molecular function: sequence-specific DNA binding; DNA-binding transcription factor activity. The record is from RefSeq and is a predicted model, not a curated record. Lineage: Eukaryota; Fungi; Mucoromycota; Mucoromycetes; Mucorales; Mucoraceae. The coding region runs from base 1 to 1650 and encodes 549 amino acids. The transcript has 9 exons. Gene Ontology annotation, biological process: regulation of DNA-templated transcription.
AUGGCAAAAAGUGGCAGCAGAUCUAGCUCAGCGAGCAGUUCCAAUGCAGGAGAUCAAGAGCAGAGAUACAAAAGACUCAAACUAGAAUCAAGCAGUGAUAUUGAUGAGACUCCCGUUAACGAAGCCCUUGUUGUUGCUCCUGCUGUUGGCAAUAUGAAAACACAGGCAGCAUUUGUCAACAAACUAUACAAAAUGUUAGAAGAUCCAGACACCUCUGAUUUGAUUGCUUGGUCAAGCCAUGGAGAUCUUUUUAGUGUAUCGAACCCUACAGCUUUUUCCAAGAGUGUUCUACCGCAAUACUUCAAGCAUAAUAACUGGCAGAGUUUUGUUAGACAACUAAACAUGUAUGGCUUCCACAAGGUGAACGAUUUGAUUCAUUCGAAUCUCACAAACGAAAACCAAACAUGGGAAUUCAAGCAUCCCAACUUUCGACGAGGUGCCGUUGGCGAUCUACAACAUAUCAAACGAAAGAGUGCCAAAACACAGCAGCUUCAAUUACAACAGCAAUUGCAGCAACAGCAGCAGCAGCAAGAACAGCAACAACGGGAUCUUCAGGUGCAGCACCGCGAGCAAGAACAACGAGAGCAGCAACAGCAGCAACGAGAAGAGCAACAGCAACAGUAUUACGUUAAUAAUACCGGUAAUAGAAAAGAAUACAACCAUUCAAAUAUGAAAUCAGAAGAUGCUUAUAUGCAAGACAAUAACAAUCCAGUGAUAAAGCAUAUAUUACGGAUCGAAGAUCAUCUGUUAGGCGUUACUAAAUCUUGUGAACAGCUUUUCAAUGAAGUAGUACAUUUGAGAAUGGUUGUUUCCAAGCAGCAAGAUGCAAUGCAGGAUUUAGUGGAUGUGGUGUCUUCUUCAGCCAAAGCAAACAAUAACUGUGUAUGUUCUUCUAACAACAAUAGUAACAACAACCAAGAAUUACAAAAUGCCGAGAACCUUCGAAUACAGGUGUCUAAGCUAAAAGAGAAUCAAAAUAUGAACAACAUUGGACAGAGUUACAACAAUAAUCAGAACAGCAACAGCCAGAACAGCAACCACAACCACAACAGCAGCUGCAGUGGAAAUGACUCAUCAAAUGCUAGCUGGUCUCCUGUUGCACCGUCCUCCUCCUCUGCCAACAACAAGACAGACAAGUCCUCAAAUGCAAGAAUCUCAUCCUCCAAUUCAUCUAACCCGAGUUCCUAUUCUCAAGAUAAUAAUAACAAUGAUACCAAACAACGAAAAUUACUUUCAUUUGAUUCAAUGCAACAACAACAACAUCAAUCAUCUUAUAGAUUAGACAACCACAACAAUUACAAUAGCAACCGCAGCUCUUCGGCCAUGAACACUGGCGGCUCAUCCUCAGGUAUGAAUGCGAGCGCCGAGAGCAGCAACUAUUACAACAGCAGCAGCAACACAAACGAUGAUAGCUUGCCAAACUUCGAUAGAAAGUCAUCCACCGCAUCUUCCGCAUCCUCCUCUGCAUCUCAUCAAAGAUACAAUGCUGAUUCUGAAGAGAAUAAAGCUCGAUCUUCAAAGAUGAGUUUUGGAAAGCAAUCUCAUAUGCUCAAUCCAAUCGGUGAUGGUCGCCAUCGUAUCAACAGGACCUACAGCAAUAACAACAAGAGCAACGACGACAAUAAUAACAACGACAGAGACUACAGUUAA